AUGGCUGCUGAUUUCCAGUUCAUCUCGAUCCAAGUCAACGAUGACGCAAAGGACAGGGCGGCGCGGCGUCAGGCCCGCUCUCAUGCUGUGAAGAAAGCCCUAGAAAAGAAGCGGAAACGUCAGCAGCUUGCCAGAAAUAAUUUUAUCGUAACAACACUCGAGGACCGCGGGGGUUCCGUGGAGUUUGGAUUGUCUCAGAGCGUCGCUCGCAAGGCGCCCAUUUCUGGGCAAAUAUCGAAUGGCCUGGAUCCAUUCGAGACCCUCGCAGUGGAUUCAUCGAGGUUGCAAAUUCUACUGGCUGACUACAGGGCGAGGCAAGCCCCCGAGCCGGUCUUCAGCAUGGCCGAGGAACUCGCCUUCCAGAGUUUCCGCUCGGUCUUCAAGACUGGCUUUGAUGAUCCCGCCCUUGCCAACGCCGUGAUGCUGUCCCUUUCCUUUGCAGUUACCGGUGGUAGCAUUGAUCAAGAGUGUCUGCGUUACCAGGGCCAAGCCAUCACAUAUAUCCGCGAACAGAUGGAUGCAGUUGAUGAGGCUGCUUCGGAGGCGACCAUCGGCGCUAUACUGUUGAUCGCUGGUGUGGCGGCUCGUCUUGGCCUAAAGGCCCAGGUAGAGCUGCACAUGAGUGCGGUGCAUCAGCUCCUGAAGAUCUGCCGGAGCAAGAGCAUCUAUCUCACGGCUGGAAUCAAGCGAGCCAUCUUCUGGCAAGACCUGAACGCGUCCAUCCUUGCAAACUCAAAACGCAUAGUCGACCACGCAACCUUCGCCGAACUCCUCUGGGCCCGCGACCCCUUCGUCCCAAGCCACUAUCAUCUCCCGCUGGGGUUCAAGUCCCGAGCUUACAUCCUUGGUGUGGAAUUCUGUGCCGUGCUGCAGGAUCUCCAUGCUCUGCAGUGUAUCCGCGACAGGCCUAGACCGGCCAGGACGGAUGCCAUGCAGAUGCUCCAUAUCAACAACCAUACUGCGUCGGUCCAGUCACGACUCGUUGCUCUGUCGGGAUUAAGUCCGCUGCAGAAGUGCUGUCGUCUUGCGGCGUACUUGUGCUCUGUGACGCUGUGCUGUAAGGUGUGGUGUGAGCUGGUCAUUCCGUCCCACAUCUCAUCCGAGCUCCUGCUUAACCUCCAACAGACCUGCGAUUCCCUGGUCUGGAACGAGCAUCCUGAUUUGCUCCUCUGGCUGCUGUAUGUUGGCGGCGCGUUUGCUCCUGUGGGGCCUGUCCGCUCCGGGUAUCUAGACCUGCUGCGCCUGAAAUCUGACGAUGAUUACUCGUCCUGGCCCAAGGUGCAUGAGUGUAUGAGGCGGUUCAUCUGGUCAGAUAACGCGUUCCUGGUGCCGGUUAGGGCGCUGUCGCGGGAGGUCUCGCAAUAUUGCUCUUUUGAAGAGGGGAGGACGUGCGUGGAAAGGAAGUAA
Molecule: messenger RNA, 1407 nt
Organism: Aspergillus mulundensis
Lineage: Eukaryota; Fungi; Ascomycota; Eurotiomycetes; Eurotiales; Aspergillaceae
Exons: 5
Coding region: 1-1407 (468 amino acids)
Source: RefSeq, a predicted model, not a curated record